UGAAGUGGUAUUGUGCGCAUGCGCGUUGACGAUUCCCCCAACCCAUUUCUGCCUGGCCACAGACCCACUGUACUUUUUUUCUCCGGCUGUUUUUGACCUACAAAGAGGAUUUCUAGUGUCUUUUAUGAGUAAUCAAAAGCAGCAGAAGCCUACGCUCACAGGCCAGCGCUUCAAAACUAGAAAAAGAGAUGAAAAGGAGAGGUUUGACCCUUCCCAGUUUCAGGAAAGCAUUGUACAAGGCCUAAACCAAAGUGGCACAGAUUUGGACGCCGUCGGAAAGUUCCUUGAUGCCUCCGGUGCCAAGCUCGACUACCGGCGAUAUGCGGAGACGCUCUUUGACAUCCUGGUGGCUGGAGGAAUGCUGGCCCCGGGAGGAACUCUGGCAGAAGACAUGACCCCCACCGAGUUCUGCCUCUUCAAAGCACAAGAGGACAUAGAGACCAUGCAGGCGUACGCACAGGUCUUUAACAAGCUCAUCAGGCGUUACAAAUACUUGGAGAAGGGAUUCGAGGACGAGGUCAAAAAGCUGCUGCUGUUUCUGAAGGGCUUCUCCGAGUCCGAAUGUAACAAGCUGGCCAUGCUGACGGGAAUCCUGCUGGCCAACGGCACCAUCUCCGCAUCCAUCCUCAGCAGCCUCUUCAACGAGAACCUGGUUAAAGAAGGUGUGUCGGCAAGCUUUGCCGUAAAACUCUUCAAAUCCUGGCUCUCUGAGAGGGACUUCAACUCCGUGGCUGCCAGUCUCCGAAAGGUCGGCAUGGACAACAGGCUACUGGAACUUUUUCCUGCCAACAAGCGCAGCUGCGAACACUUCUCCAAGUACUUUAAUGACGCCGGGCUCCAGGAGCUGUCAGGCUUCGUCAAAAACCAGCAGUCCAUAGGAACUCGCAAGGAGCUGCAGAAGGAGAUCGAGGAUCAGAUGUCCCGCGGAGACCCGCUCAAGGACAUCAUCGCUUACACCCGGGAGGAGAUCAAGAAGAACAACAUCUCUGAGCAGACCAUGAUCGGCCUCAUCUGGGCCAGCGUGAUGAGCUCCGUGGAGUGGAACAAGAAGGAGGAGCUUGUCACGGAGCAAGCCAUCAAGCACUUGAAGCAAUACAGCCCUCUUCUGAAGGCGUUUACAUCCCAGGGCCUCUCUGAACUCACUCUCCUGCUGAAGAUCCAAGAAUACUGUUAUGACAACAUCCACUUCAUGAAGGCCUUCCAGAAAAUAGUUGUUCUGCUGUAUAAAGCGGAUGUUUUGAGCGAGGAACCGAUUCUGAAGUGGUACAACGAAGCCCAUUUAGCCAAAGGAAAGAGCGUUUUCCUGGACCAGAUGAAAGCGUUUGUGGAGUGGCUGAAGAACGCAGAGGAAGAAUCAGAGUCUGAGGAAGAGGAGGACGCAGACUGAGGCCUCGAUGCAUAUUUUCAAGUGGAGGAAACGGAGGAAGCCGUUUGUGUUUGAAGUUUAUCCACUCCGUCUGUUCUCUACCUCUGCACAUUUGUUCAGCCGUCACUGAACUCUUUGGACUGCUCUCUAAUUGAAUCGCCACUUUCAAGCCUCUUCCUCAAGCAGCCAUGUCGAUGCCACCGUUAGAGAAGUCGAUUGAAACAUCUGUAAUGCUCCAGAAGAGCUUUUUUUUUCUCCUAGAAACAUGGUUUCCCUUUAAGAGAUGCUGGUUUGACAGCAGAUUUCGGUUCCUGGUUUUAGGCCUGGUGCUCCUUUUUGCCCGUUUUUUUGUGUGUGGCCAUGAUUUACUGGUUUUCCAGUCCUAUUGCAUCUCCACCGGUUCUGUGACAGUCAAGUUUCCUGCCAAGUCUGCCUGGGCCGUCGUUGGUGGAGCUGUGCCAUUUUAAGCAGCCAUGCUGACGGUGGUCAACGAGGCCACAAAGAAACGUUUUUAUCUCUCAAUCUUACUGGCUUUGUAAGGUUUUUCUCCUUUGGACACAUUUUGAAAUAAACGACAGGUAAAUACUUCUCA
Oryzias latipes (Japanese medaka) is the source of this 1958-nucleotide messenger RNA. Its product is annotated as eIF5-mimic protein 2-A. Lineage: Eukaryota; Metazoa; Chordata; Actinopteri; Beloniformes; Adrianichthyidae. Gene Ontology annotation, molecular function: protein binding. Gene Ontology annotation, cellular component: membrane; cytoplasm. The record is from RefSeq and is a predicted model, not a curated record.